GCCGACCGACGCCAUCUUUCUGUCAAUGGAGUCAUAGUCGUGUGCUUGCAGGGCGCCAUUUUAUUAAAGUAAUAAUUGCGGUUAUCUGCAGUGAAAGCUAUUUUGUUUUUCAUAAGUGAACGUUAAAUAAGACCAAAAUGAGUUACGGAAGACCUCCGCCGCGUAUUGACGGCAUGGUGUCGUUGAAAGUGGACAAUCUCACAUACCGUACUACACCUGAGGAUUUGCGCCGCGUUUUCGAAAGGUGUGGAGAAGUAGGCGAUAUUUAUAUUCCCCGUGAUCGUUACACAAGGGAAAGCAGAGGAUUCGCCUUUGUCAGGUUUUACGACCGACGCGAUGCAGAAGAGGCGCUGGACUCGCUCGAUGGGCGCAUGUUGGACGGGAGGGAGCUUCGAGUGCAGAUGGCCCGCUACGGCAGGCCUUCGUCACCCUACAGAAGCCGGUACGACCGCAGACGCAGUGGUUCUCGCUCUGGGUCGCGCUCACGCCGCCGCUCGCGCUCUCGCUCCCGUUCCCGCAAGCGCUCGUACACGCGCAGCCGUUCUCGCUCGCGUAGCCGCAGCCGCUCGGACUCCAAGAGCUCGCGCGGCCGUUCCCGCAGCCGCUCCCAUUCCAGGUCGCGCUCCAGGCAUUGAAGUGCUGAGUUGAGAGUACCGGUUUAGAGCUGAAGCUGUGCCAGCUAUCUCGUGCACUCUUCGGCCAAGGUACUAGCUCUCACUUACUCUAGCCCCACAGACCUAACUAUGUCCGACAUAGUGGCAAAUUUUAACGUAACAAAUUACCUUUUAAGUUCUUAACUUAGAUUAACAACAACUCUUAAUGAUUUUGUCUUCUUUUUUUUAUUAUUUGCAUUAUCACUAUUAUCAGACUGUUAUGUAGCAAUUUGAUAACUUAUCAGAUACCAAAUUUCCCGAUUUAAUUUUGUAUUAGGCUCAAGUUCUGUUCAAGAUUAUUUUACACUUUUUAAAAAUGACUCCUUGACACAAAUGCUUGUGUAUUGUGUUGUGUGAUUCUCAAAAAAUAUAUGUUUUAAGAGAAUAUAAUGUAUUAGAAAUGUAUAAAAUAUGAAUUCAUCAGUUUGUGUAUUUAAUCACCAAUUAGGUGUGACCAUAAAGGUCCUUAGAUAUAUUUCAGGUUAGAAUCAUUACCCAGGAGAUCAUGUACUACCCAUGGGCAUUGUGGGCUAAAUUGGGACUUUUUGGGACACCCUCAUGAUGUGUGGUAACAGAAAUUAACAACCAGAAUGCCUUUCAUUUCACUUUUUUUGUAUAAUUUCAAAAUUGUUAAUUCUGCUAAGGUACUAUGCCCUUGACAUGAACAAAUUAGUCAAAAGCUAGCAAGGAGUUCACAUACACUAUGCUUUCGUAACUUGAUAAAUCAAAUCACAUACACAUUAUAAUAUACUUAAUUACAAAUUGUGACAGUUAAAAGCACUAUAUUGUCAGUUUUUCAAAAUCAUGUAUUGGUCAUUUAACUGCCUGACAAAAAAAAUAUCUUUUGCUGAAAAUGAAUUAAAAUAUGUACAUUUUAUCUUGCUUUGAAAGUGUAGAAGUAUGAACACAAGGACAUGUUAUUUUAGCUUGAAAUUCUAAUUGUAAUGUAAAUGUACCAUCGCGUACACUGUUAGCUGACACUUUGCAAAUCUUACAAAAGGUUCUGACGGUCAGCGAGCAGUGUAGCAGUCAAUACAACAUUAAUGUGUGUGUGUGUGUGCUCAGGCGUCGGGCGGAGCGGGGGCGCGGACGCGGGGUGCGGUGGGGCGCGGGGGGUUGCGGAGCGGACAACUGCUGUUUUGCUGUUGUUGCUGUUCAUAAAGUUAUGAGUAAACUUUUAUAUUAUUGACCAACCAGACUUGUCUAACGUAGGUACUCGAAACCCUAUCAUUAUUAGUAAUUUUGUAAACGGCACCCUUUAUCCCGAUAAAUUUAAAAACAUACUUUAUUAAUAAGAAACUAGUGAUGACAGAUGCUGCUGGUGUUCGCGGACUAACGUUUGCGUUUGUUUGGCAGGCCGCGAGCAGGUGCCGCUGGCCUGCUGACGUGGCAGUUUCCCGCUGAUUGCUGUGUUUGCAGACUUUCCAGAUGCGUCUAGGUUUCAUAUACAGGACUACGCCCCCCGCCGAUGCGAGUUAGCUUUGUACACCCGAUAUUUUUCUUUCGAGAUUUUAUUUAGAGUUAGAUUCAAGAUUUUUUUGAAGUUGCAAGAGAGAAGACAUCGACAGGACACCUGGGAUUUGGAUACUGUAUGUAGGUUAAAAUGUCGUAAAUAAAUAGAGUUAACACGA
Messenger RNA from Leguminivora glycinivorella, 2284 nucleotides. RefSeq names its product serine/arginine-rich splicing factor 2 (gene SC35). Gene Ontology annotation, molecular function: RNA binding. The transcript is spliced from 4 exons. NCBI's taxonomy places the organism in Eukaryota, Metazoa, Arthropoda, Insecta, Lepidoptera, Tortricidae. Bases 138 to 635 code for a protein of 165 amino acids. The record is from RefSeq and is a predicted model, not a curated record.